Daucus carota subsp. sativus is the source of this 1433-nucleotide messenger RNA. Its product is annotated as phytochromobilin:ferredoxin oxidoreductase, chloroplastic. NCBI's taxonomy places the organism in Eukaryota, Viridiplantae, Streptophyta, Magnoliopsida, Apiales, Apiaceae. The transcript has 8 exons. Gene Ontology annotation, molecular function: phytochromobilin:ferredoxin oxidoreductase activity; cobalt ion binding. Gene Ontology annotation, biological process: phytochromobilin biosynthetic process. The coding region runs from base 141 to 1118 and encodes 325 amino acids. The record is from RefSeq and is a predicted model, not a curated record.
UAACAGAGAAGAUAGACCGUUAGCUGUUAUCCAGAGAGUGACCGACAGAAGGAAAGAGGAGCACUACCCCUCCUGCUACGAGUUGCUGAGCUGACUCGGUUCUUCUUCGUGUGAUUUUGCUGCAUUCUUUUCAAUCUUUAAUGGAGUGUUGCUCUUCAUCAUCUUCUUCAAUCCCUGUAAAGCUCGCAUCUUUAUCAUCAGGGUCAUCACUUAAUUACCGUAUGAAUAAUAAAUUGAGAGGUGAAAAAGUGAGGCUUAUCGCUUGCUGCUCUUACAAAAAAUUCAUUGAAUUUGCUUUGGAUCAAACCAAACUACACACCCAUCUCACUCCUUCUCCCUUGCAGGAGAGCUAUAAAUGUAUGACAGCCUUGGAUGGGAAAACCGAGCUUCAAAUGAUCUCCUUCCAAGCUCCAAAGAUUAGGUUGCUUCGGAGCUUCUCAUUUGAAGUGAGCGGAGUUAAUCAGGUACUAGAUUUUGCUGUUUUCCCAGAACCAGAAUUCGAUCUGCCCAUCUUCUGUGCCAACUUUUAUAGUGCUGCUAACACGAACAUAGUGGUUCUGGAUCUGAAUCCUCUGCAUGAUGUCAUCAGUAACAAGGAUUACAAGGACAAGUACUAUAAAGAACUGCUUCCCCUUGGGCUCAAGUAUGCUGAGCUUUUACCUUGGGGAGGAAAGAUUACUAGCGAGUCCUUGAGAUUUUUCUCACCAAUAGUUAUUUGGACAAAGUUUUCUUCUAGCCAGGACAAUUAUAAUGUUCUAUAUUCUGCCUUUAUGGAAUACUAUAAGGCAUGGCUUGAGCUUAUGAAUCAAGCUGAACCAGAAAUGGAUGUUUCUCGUAUCAGUUGCAAUCAGAAAGCACAGCACAGAUAUCUGACGUGGAGAGAGCAAAAGGAUCCAGGCCAUCAACUUCUAAAAAAACUAGUUGGCGAGACUAGUGCAAAGGAUUUGUUGCGGAACUUCCUCUUCCACGGGGUGAAAGAGCUAGGAAGCGACACAUUCCUUGAUUACUUUCCGGAGUACAAGAGCGAAGAUGGAAGUGUAAAUCUGAAACGCAGUAUCAUUGGUAAAUCAUAUGAAAAUCGACCUUGGGACGCGAAAGGAGAUUUUAUAGGCAUAUAAAUUUUGAUAGAUUAUGAGCAAUAUUGUUACAUUUGUAGCCUGCAGGUUGUAGCUUUCUCUGUUGUCUUCCAUAACUCAGCCUGGAUGUCUCUAUGGCACCCUUUUGGCUUGUUGGCCUUCCAUAAUUCUCUGCCUAUAAAUUGUUUUCUUCAUUCUCAGCCAAUAUUAAUAGCUUAACAAUCAUGUAUUGUAGGUGUUCAGUAUAGAGACUACACUAACAUGUUAUACAAGUGUGUAUGUGUAUAAAACUCAUAUAUUUCAAAUUCUAUCAAAGCUCUGGCGCACAAAUGUUGUGCUAGCUCUACUAGAAACAAA